This is a messenger RNA of Cynara cardunculus var. scolymus (artichoke), 456 nucleotides long. RefSeq names its product snakin-2-like. The transcript is spliced from 4 exons. The record is from RefSeq and is a predicted model, not a curated record. Lineage: Eukaryota; Viridiplantae; Streptophyta; Magnoliopsida; Asterales; Asteraceae. The coding region runs from base 12 to 365 and encodes 117 amino acids.
CCAUACCAAAAAUGGCUUCUCCUUUCAAUUUUCUCUUCCUACUUCUAAUUUCAAUCUUUGUCCUCUCUCUUUUUCAGGUCUCCUCUUCAUCAGCAUCCGAUUCUCAGGCUGGGAUUCAGGCCCAAGCCCAUCAUCUCCAGGGGUCGGAAGGACCAAGUAGGAGGCUUUUGACGCUUGUAGACUGUAGGGGUCUAUGUGCAAUAAGAUGCGGAAGGCAUUCAAGGCCAAACGUGUGCACUAGGGCAUGUGGCACGUGCUGCCGAAGGUGCAACUGUGUGCCACCUGGCACGCAUGGCAACAGAGAAAGGUGUGGAAGUUGCUAUACUGAUAUGCUGACUCAUGGAAACAAGCCAAAAUGCCCAUAGAAAUUAUAAGUAUGUGUGUGUCUCUUUUUGAACUUUGUUUUGAAAAUAUGUGGCCUUAAUGUUAUUUUUAGAAGUUAAGUGUAAUGUUAAA